GGGUGCAUUUCCGGUGCAGUCUGCUGACGUUUCCGGUGUGUGCCGAGCCGGUGUGUGAGUGAUGAUGAAGGCACAGGACGGAGCGGGCUCUUUCCUCCUCUUCAUCACGCCUCUGCUGUUCCCGUAUGGCAGCGGCACCGAGCUGUCUGUGGUGACGUGCGGCUCCGUACUGAAGCUGCUCAACACUAAGCACAACGUCCGCCUCCACUCCCAUGACGUCAGAUACGGAUCAGGCAGCGGGCAGCAGUCAGUGACUGGAGUUACUGCCGCAGAUGAUGGCAACAGUUACUGGCGAAUCCGUGGAAAGACGUCAACCGUUUGUGAAAGAGGAACAUUGAUAAAAUGUGGACAAUCUAUCCGUCUCACACAUGUUAAUACAGGACGAAACCUACACAGCCAUCACUUCACAUCUCCAUUAUCAGGAAAUCAGGAGGUCAGUGCAUUUGGAGAUGAUGGUGAAGGAGACAUCUUAGAUGACUGGACUGUACUAUGUAAUGGCGAAUUCUGGCAGAGGGAUGAAGAGGUGAGGUUCAAGCAUACGUCAACAAACGUACUGCUAUCUGUCACAGGAGAACAAUACGGCCGUCCUAUAAAUGGACAGAGAGAAGUGCAUGGCAUGACCUAUGCAAGUCAGCAUAACUACUGGAAAGUAAUGGAAGGCAUCUUCAUGAAACCUAGUGAACCUCCACGGACUGACUUCACUCACACGGAGCUAUGAUAGCUGAACAGACUGUUUUCAAGUCUUUUAGUCUUCUUUUAUUAACCGUACAGUGUUGACCUCCCUGAAGAUUUCUCCAGGAUCCCACAAAGUUCACUUUGAAGAACAUUUAGCAGUGCAUCAUGGGGCACAGCUUUUAUGUUGCACCUUUGUGUCGGUAUUAUUAUUAUUUCAUAUUUUUAUGUAAUGGCAGCAAAGGGCCGGAUUGAUCCCUGAGCAUGAAUCUGCAGUAGAAAACAAAUCAUUAUGUAUUCUUGUCUCUGCAGCAAAUGGUUUUUAAACUUAAAGAAAUCUCAA
Molecule: messenger RNA, 1015 nt
Organism: Hyla sarda
Lineage: Eukaryota; Metazoa; Chordata; Amphibia; Anura; Hylidae
Gene: SDF2
Product: stromal cell derived factor 2
Exons: 3
Coding region: 62-718 (218 amino acids)
Source: RefSeq, a predicted model, not a curated record